This is a messenger RNA of Gongylonema pulchrum, 660 nucleotides long. Lineage: Eukaryota; Metazoa; Nematoda; Chromadorea; Rhabditida; Gongylonematidae. The record is from the annotation of a GenBank genome assembly.
AUGGCGGUGCCAACGUCAACAACUGCAGCAGUAGCAGCAGCAACGGCCGCAGCGACUGCUGCCAGCACUGGACCACCAUCAGGCAAUCAGAACAUGUUCCUCGGAUACAGCUCGACUCGAAUGCACUGGAGCCCGAAUAAACACGAGCUGCUCGCCCAUCAGGCUAAGCUAUCGCAGCAUCUGAGUGAAAUCCAGGCAACCGCUGAAGGUCCGAAACCGGAUAUCAUCAUCUUGCUAAAGGACCAGAAUGUGGUUCAUCUACAUUCUGAGAUUGGCUUGGCCCAUUCUGGAUAUCUUCGAAAGCGCUAUGCGAAUGAGUUGUGGAUGCAGCAUCGGCAGCCAGCUAUCAGCGUCAUGGAUUUUAUUGACUUUGAUCCGGAUGCUGUGCGCCGAAUGGUUAACUUCUUCUACAGUGGGGUUCUGCCAUGCUCAAUGGCUGAAGCACCCGAACUAUUCGAGCUCGCCAUCAAAUUUCAGGUGCCAUCCGUGAAAGCAAUGAUCGAGAAAUACGUUGUUCAGAAAGCCGCUGAGCUAGGCAAUUUAAUGGAUUGCUGGAAUAUUACUUGCAACAAGAAUUCGGAAUUCUCGAACAGAGCAAGGGACAUUGUACUCAGCUAUGUGAUUCAAAACUUGGAGCAGGUCUUUCAACUUUUCAAAUAA